This is a messenger RNA of Trichophyton rubrum CBS 118892, 345 nucleotides long. RefSeq lists its product as uncharacterized. The transcript is spliced from 3 exons. Lineage: Eukaryota; Fungi; Ascomycota; Eurotiomycetes; Onygenales; Arthrodermataceae. The record is from RefSeq and is a predicted model, not a curated record. Bases 1 to 345 code for a protein of 114 amino acids.
AUGGCUCGCGGAAACGUCGGAGUUUACAAGGUCUUCUACAAGGGAGAGACGGAUGAUUUCGUCGUCUACGUCGAUGAUGUUGCCAGCGUAAAGCAGUGGAGGAAAGACAAGACAGUUCCUCUAGCUCAAGUGGUCAGUGGAUGGAAGAUAUUCAUUACUCACAGACAUGGUGCACAAGGAAUUCAUGACGGAGCUAGCAAGGCAACACUGUCGAAUGAGUUCGGAACAUCGGAUGAGGUGGAAUGUAUUACCAAGAUACUAGAGAAGGGAGACCUGCAGGAAUCAGAGAACACGGAAAGGAACGGCUCAACGAACGACUCUAAAGGCGGCUUGUUGGGUCGAUAG